Miscanthus lutarioriparius is the source of this 1197-nucleotide messenger RNA. The record is from the annotation of a GenBank genome assembly. NCBI's taxonomy places the organism in Eukaryota, Viridiplantae, Streptophyta, Magnoliopsida, Poales, Poaceae.
AUGACGAGGGUGAGCUCGAGGGCGGUGGCGGCGGCGUUCUUGGUGCUCGCGGUCGCCUGGCCGCUGCUGGCCUCGGCCCAGCAGGCGCCGAGCAUGCCUCCGCCGUCCCUGCCUGCGGCGGCGGCCACGAACAACUCCCGGUUGGAGAAGGCGUACGUGGCGCUGCAGGCGCUGAAGCGCGCCAUCACGGACGAUCCUAAGAAGCUGACCAAGAACUGGUGCGGGCCCGACGUUUGCAACUACUUCGGCGUGUACUGCGCGCCGGCGCCCGACGACCCCUGCCAGCGCACGGUGGCUGGCGUGGACCUCAACCACGGCGACCUCGCCGGAACGCUCCCUGAGGAGCUGGGCCUCCUGUCCGAUCUCGCCGUCUUCCACCUCAACUCCAACCGCUUCUGCGGCUCCCUCCCCGAGUCCCUACGCUCCCUCCACCUCCUCCACGAGAUCGAUGUCAGCAACAACCAGCUGUCCGGCCCCUUCCCGUCGCAGCUCCUCUGCCUCCCCAAUGUCCAGUACGUCGACAUCAGGUUUAACAACUUCUGCGGCGAGGUGCCGGCGGCCAUCUUCGACAAGAAGAUCGACGCGCUUUUCAUUAACAACAACCACUUCGAGUUCUCGCUGCCGGACAGCUUCACCAACUCGACGGCGUCGGUGAUUGUGCUGGCGAACCUGCCGCGGGUGAGCGGCUGCCUGCCGAGCAGCAUCGGCGACAUGGCCGGAACGCUCAACGAGCUAAUUCUUCUAAACAGCGGCAUCUCCUCCUGCAUCCCGCCUGAGAUCGGCAAGCUGGACAAGCUCACCGUGCUCGACCUCAGUUUCAACAACAUCGCUGGCACGCUGCCGGAUACGAUCGGCAACAUGCGCGCGCUGGAGCAGCUCGACGUCGCGCACAACCAGCUCGCCGGCGAGAUACCCGAGAGCAUCUGCGAGCUGCCGCACCUCAAGAACUUCACCUACUCGUACAACUUCUUCUGCGGUGAGCCGCACCGGUGCCUCGAGGUGCCGCGCAUCGACGACCGGCAGAACUGCAUUGCUGGGCGCCCCGACCAGCGGCCAGGCGAGCAGUGCAUCUCAUUCCUACACCAACCUCGGGUACACUGCGACGCCCACGGGUGCAUCGCGCCACCAUCGCCGCCGCCGCCGCCGCCGCCACCGCCACCGCCACCAGUGCAUGCUCCUCCGCCGCCUGUAUACUGA